Brassica napus (rape) is the source of this 1672-nucleotide messenger RNA. Its product is annotated as gibberellin 2-beta-dioxygenase 3. The transcript has 3 exons. NCBI's taxonomy places the organism in Eukaryota, Viridiplantae, Streptophyta, Magnoliopsida, Brassicales, Brassicaceae. The record is from RefSeq and is a predicted model, not a curated record. Gene Ontology annotation, biological process: gibberellin catabolic process; response to light stimulus. The coding region runs from base 271 to 1278 and encodes 335 amino acids.
UUAAAAGAUGUACUGAUUACAUUUUGGAAUAUAAUCGGCACCAAAGAGGAAUAAAUUUGUAUUAACCAAAUUGAAAAAUAAUUAAAUAAACAAAACCAGCAUUUUAAGAAUAAAGUACAGAAAAACCUCGGCGCUACGUAUGGCAAGCAACUAUAAAUAAAGCUAAGCAAACAACCUUUUCACCAAGGAAGGACUCUCUCUCUUUUCAUCACUUCAAAAUCUUUUAUUCUUUAGAUAAGUUUUCUUAAAAAAUACUAAGAACAUCAAAACAUGGUAGUUUUGUUACAGCCAGUCACAUUUAAUAGCGACGUCUAUGUUAACCCAAAAUGCAAACCAAGUCCGGUCCCAGUCCCGGUUAUAGACUUAACCGACGCAGAUGCCAAAACCCAAAUCGUGAAGGCUUGCGAGGAGUUGGGGUUCUUCAAAGUGGUCAACCACGGAGUACGACCCGAUCUUUUAACCCAGUUGGAGGAAGAGGCCAACAAGUUCUUUGCUAUGCCUCAGUAUCUCAAAGAAAAAGCGGGUCCACCCGACCCGUUUGGAUACGGUAGUAAACGGAUCGGACCCAGUGGUGACAUGGGCUGGUUAGAGUAUAUUCUCCUCAAUGCUAAUCAUCAUCUCUCGUCUACCAAAACCACUGCCGUUUUCCAGCAAACCCAUGCAACUUUCAGAGAGGCGGUGGAGGAGUACAUGGAUGAGAUGAAGAGAAUGGCUUGCAAGGUUCUGGAGAUGGUAGAAGAAGAGCUAAGUAUAGAGCCAAAGGAGAAGCUGAGCAAACUGGUGAAGGUGGAAGAGAGUGAUUCUUGUCUGAGGGUGAACCAUUACCCGGAGAAGGAAGAGACUCCGGCCAAGGAAGAGAUUGGGUUCGGUGAGCACACGGAUCCACAGUUAAUAUCGGUGCUCAGAUCAAACGACACUGAAGGUUUACAGAUUUGUUUGAAAGAUGGGAGUUGGGUCGCUGUUCCACCUGAUCACUCCUCUUUCUUCAUUAUUGUUGGAGAUACUCUUCAGGUGAUGACUAACGGAAGAUUCAAGAGUGUAAAACACAGAGUGCUGACGAAUACAAAGAGAUCAAGAUUAUCGAUGAUCUACUUCGCAGGUCCUCCGUUAACUGAGAAGAUUGCACCAAUGUCAUGCCUUGUCCUAAAGCAAGAGGAUCGGCUUUAUAAGGAGCUCACUUGGUCCCAAUACAAGUCACAUUGUUACAAAAGUAAGCUUGGUGAUUAUAGGCUUGGUGUCUUUGAGGAACAACUUCCAUUUUAUAUGUCCAAUGUUUGAGUUAUUUUUGUGUAAAUUUUAGUUUUACUUUAUUAUAGCUAAAUAAUAUCUUACAGUUUAUAUGUGUAAACAAGAGAAGCAAAACAAUAAAAUAAAUGAGAUUUUCUGAUUAUUCUAUUUUUUUUGUAUUUAGUCAUUAUCUCUUUCUAAUUUUGGUUUAUUUAUAAGAUAAUAAACAGUGAGUGUUCUUUUUUUUGGACAAAAAACAGUGAGUGUUCAUCUCUAACUUUUCUUGUAUAGUUUCAUAUAAACAUUCACUGAAAAGAGUGAUGAUUGUUUUCUUAUUUUCUUAUAUAACAUGAAAAUUCUGUUUUCUUACCGGAUAAACCUAUCUUAAAGGGUUUCUUUGUUUCUUCUAUUGAGGCCCAUCUACAUAACAUAAGCCUAAGUAGAC